Messenger RNA from Malaclemys terrapin pileata, 5191 nucleotides. RefSeq lists its product as uncharacterized. The record is from RefSeq and is a predicted model, not a curated record. Bases 2882 to 3856 code for a protein of 324 amino acids. The transcript is spliced from 2 exons. NCBI's taxonomy places the organism in Eukaryota, Metazoa, Chordata, Testudines, Emydidae.
CCAGGCUCCGGGGCAUUUCCUUGUUUGUCCGGUGUCCCGACCGCACGUCGGUCGGGACACGGGACAAACAAGGAAAUAUCGGGACAGUCCCGAUAAAAUCGGGACGUCUGGUCACCCUAGGUCUAUACUACAAAUGCUGCAUUGGCGCAGCUGCAGUGCUUUGAUGAAGAUGCUCUAAGCCAGUGGAAGAGAAAUCUCCUGUUGGCUUAGUUACUUAGCUACUGCCUCUCAUGGAGAUGAUGUUGGAAGGAGAAGCUCUUCCACUGACAUAGUGCUGUCUACACAGAGGGUUAUAGUCGGUAUAACGACAUUGCUCAGGUGUGUGGAUUUUUCACACACCUGAGUGACGUAGUUGUAUUGAAGUAAGUAUGUAGUGUAGACCUGGUCUAAAUGUUUAAUUGAAGCUCAUUCUUUUGUGUAUUUGAUGUACACAAAUUGUAAAUAUUUUAUGUGUCUAGAAUACUAUUAAAAUGUGCAGUCAUUUACAGGAUAAGAUGCAGGAAACAAGAUUGAAACCCAGAAAAUGUAACAUCCAAAGUCUUUAAGCAGCUAAAAAUAUCGGCUUGAUUGAAAUGAUUGACAAUGCCUGUUUUAGAAAGCAUAGCAUAUCUCACUCCUACUGAGAUCAAACUUAACAGCCAGCCAUCUCCCAGCUGGAAGAAGCCGUGAACAGUAAUGGAAUAAAUCAAGGGCAAAGUACAAUUUUCUGAGACCUGAAGAAGAGCUCUGUGAAGCUCAAAAGCUUGUACCUUGCACCACAGAAGUUAGCCCAAUAAAAGUUAUAACCUCACCUGUCUUGUUUCUCUCAUAUCUUGGGACCGACAUGGCUACAACAACACUGAAAACAACUAUGGAAGAUAUGGAAUUUUGUGGUUUACAAUGGAAACUUCACAACAUGAAGAGGAGAGAAGCCAGAUUGAACAGUGACAUCUACUUCCUGAGAAAAUGCAAGAAACAAAACCUCUCCAGAGGACUCAAUAUCUAUAAUCCUCUGACGACUACAUACAACUCCAAAUAUGCUGAACUGUUCUGCAGAAGGACCUCAGAAAACAUGAGAACCAUCUCCUGCACCUCACAUGCUCCAGAAGAGACCACCUCAAAGAAGAAAUAAUCAGAUGCUCCCAGACAUUGGAAAGGGAAAAAAAUCAGGGAACUUACUGGGAGAUCGGGCAAGAAACCCAAAACAAUUAUCAAAAAACCCUGAUUCAGCCAUCCAACACAAAAAAAAAAAUGGAACCAACUACAGCAACUCCUCAACCAACAGAACAUCGCUCCUGGGAGAAAUCAAGACACCAUGACUUACCACAUGGACACUACAAGACAUCCUAACAUCAUCAACCUAUCAAGACUACCCCUAACCAGAUCUGAAAUGUCUGUACUCUCCAAAGGACUGAACUUCUGCUCCACCUGAGCACCUGAUAUCAUGCUAACACUUGGAGAACUAUAAGAAUUCUGCCAUUGACUCUGCCUCAAAGAAUUCUUUCACAACAAACACACCACCACCCACAACUAUCACAUCCUCACUGACAGUCAUAAGAAAAAAGAAUAAUCUGACUGGACAAUCCUAUGAUUCUAAGAACAUCCAAAUGCCAGAAAGCAAGGGGCUCACUGGUAUCAGGUAAUGAGUUUUGUGACCAGUUCAGUGUACCUAAUUCACUGUUAAAAAUUAUAUCUAUUAGGUGUCAUGUAAUGUAUCAUUGGAAGACUAAUAACUCACUGAUCACUAAUAUUCUUGCAUGAUGUAUAUGGUGUGUAUUAAAAGUUAUGGAUAUAUGCUGGAAUUAUGACUAAAGUGUAUUUAUACCAGGCAUGUUGGGGGAGUUGGUAAACAGGUCUUAAUAGACAGAGGAAUAUGUAUUUGCUUCUCUGAGCAGCCCAGUUGUCAGGCAGAGACAAUGAAGCUCCAUUUACAUAUUAGCUUGAUAGGUGAACAAAACGAACAAAUGGGGAGCAACAGCUUCCAGCAGGGAACUGACAGCUCUGAGAAUGGGGAAAGGGGAUAAAAAUCCCUGACAAGGAGAAACUAUAUAUCUCUAUAGUUUAAUCUUCAAACUAUAUCUCAGUCUUUCCAACCACACACUUAGCCCAGCAGAAGAGUCUGUCCUAUCUCGGGGACUCUCUUUCUGUCCCACCAUCCCCACGAACAGGAUACAGUUCUGCGGUGAUCUGGAAGCCUACUUUCGUCGUCUCCGACUCAAGGAAUAUUUUCAACGCACCACUGAACAGUGCACUGACCCACAGGAACCCUCCUACCAACACUACAAGAAGAAGAACUCUGCGUGGACUCCUCCUGACGGUCGAAAUAAUAGACUGGACCUCUACAUAGAGUGCUUCCGCAGAUGUGCACAGGCUGAAAUUGUGGACAAACAACAUCACUUGUCCCAUAACCUCAGCUGUACGGAAUGCAAUGCCAUCCACAGCCUCAGAAACAACUCUGACAUUAUCAUCAAAGCGGCUGACAGAGGAGGUGCUGUAGUCAUAAUGAACAGGUCGGAUUAUGAACAGGAGGCUGCCAGGCAACUCUCCAAGACCACAUUCUACAGGCCUCUAUCCUCUGAUCCCACUGAGGAAUACCAAAAGAAACUACACCAUCUGCUCAAGAAAUUCCCAGCUACAGUACGGGAACAAAUCUACAUGGACACACCCCCAGAACCCUGACAGGGGUAUUCUAUCUGCUACCCAAGAUCCAUAAACCCGGAAACCCUGGACGCCCCAUCAUCUCAGGCAUUGGCACUCUUACAGCAGGAUAAUAUCUGGCUAUUUGGACUCUCUCCUCAGACCCUACGCUACCAGCACUCCCAGCUAUCUUUGAGACACUACCAACUUCCUGAGGAAACUACAAUGCAUUGGUGUUCUUCCUGAAAACACCAUCCUGGCCAUCAUGGAUGUAGAAGCACUUUUCACCAAUAGUCCACAUGAGGAUGGACUACAAGCUGUCAGGAACAGUAUCCCUGAUGAGGCCACAGCACGCCUGGUGGCUGAGCUUUGUGACUUUGUUCUCACCCACAACCACUUCAGAUUUGGGGACAACUUAUAUCUUCAAGUCAGUGGCACUGCUAGGGGUACCCGCAUGGCCCCACAGUAUGCCAACAUUUUUAUGGCUGACUUAGAACAAUGCUUCCUCAGCUCUCGUCCCCUAGAGCCCCUCCUCUACUUGUGCUACAUUGAUGACAUCUUCAUCAUAUGGACCCACGGAAAGGAGGCCCUUGAAGAAUUCCACCUGGACUUCAAUAAUUUCCACCCCACCAUCAACCUCAGCCUGGACCAGUCCACACAAGAGAUCCACUUCCUGGACACUACCGUGCAAAUAAGCGAUGGUCACAUAAACACCACCCUAUACUGGAAACCUACUGACCACUCUACGUACCUACAUGCCUCCAGCUUCCAUCCAAGACACAUCACACGAUCCAUUGUCUACAGCCAAGCCCUAAGAUACAACCGAAUUUGCUCCAACCCCUCAGACAGAGACAAACACCUACAAGAUCUUUAUCAAGCAUUCUUAAAACUACAAUACCCACCUGGGGAAGUGAGGAAACAGAUUGACAGAGCAAGAUGGGUACCCAGAAAUCACCUACUACAGGAGAGGCCCAACAAGGACAAUAACAGAACACCACUGGCCAUCACAUACAGCCCCCAGCUAAAACCUCUCCAGCGCAUUAUCCACGAUCUACAACCUAUCCUGGAAAAUGAUCCCUCACUCUCACAGACCUUGGGAGGCAGGCCAGUCCUCGCUUACAGACAACCCCCCAACCUGAAGCAAAUACUCACCAGCAACUACACACCACACCACAGAAACACCAACCCAGGAACCAAUCACUGUAGCAAACCUCGUUGCCUACUUUGUCCCCAUAUCUAAUCUGGCGACACCAUCAGAGGACCCAACCACAUCAGCCACACCAUCAAGGGCUCAUUCACCUGCACAUCCACUAAUGUUAUAUAUGCCAUCAUGUGCCAGCAAUGCCCCUCUGUCAUGUACAUUGGCCAAACCGAACAGUCCCUCCACAAAAGAAUAAAUGGACACAAAUCGGACAUCAGGAAUGGUAACAUACAAAAGCCAGUAAGUGAACACUUCAAUCUCCCUGGUCAUUCUAUUACAGAUUUAAAAGUCACUAUCAUUGAACAAAAAAACUUCAGAAACAGACUUCAAAGAGAAACAGCAGAACUAAAAUUCAUUUGCAAAUUUAACACCAUUAAUCUGGGCUUGAAUAGGGACUGGGAGUGGCUGGCUCAUUACAGAAGCAGCUUUUCCUCUCCUGGAAUUGACACCUCCUCAUCUAUUAUUGGGAGUGGACUACCUCCACCCUGAUUGAAUUGGCCCUGUCAACACUGGUUCUCCACUUGCGAAGUAACUCCCUGCUCUCCAUGUGUCAGUAUAUAAUGCCUGCAUCUGUAACUUUCACUCUAUGCAUCUGAAGAAGUGAGGUUUUUACCCACGAAAGCUUAUGCCCAAGUAAAUCUGUUAGUCUUUAAGGUGCCACCAGACUCCUUGUUGUUUUUGUAGAUACAGACUAACACGGCUACCCCCUGAUACUAUAUAUCUCUAUGCAGCAUGGACUCUCAAGUGCAAAGUUUUCUAGGUAUUAGCAAGAAAUCCUCAGCCUUUAGCCUGGGUUAGCCCUCAGGGACAUAUUGAGCUUGCUUCUUAUAGAAGCUGCUAUUAGCUUUAGAAACUUAAGAGUGGAACUCAUCUGCGUGUAUGUUUACCUGCUUUAACUGUGUAAAUAACUCUCAUUUUGUCUUCCUAUUAAUAAAUCUGUAUAUAAUUUAUUAUAGUAUUGGCUACAAGAGUUGUCUUUGAUGUGAGCUCUAAGGGCAAUUGACAUGGGGCAACUCAUUGGCUCUUUGGGACUGGGAUUAACCUGAAUAUUAUUGUGAUUUUUGGCAUAAGGGAUCAUCUACCACAAAGGCAAGCUUGCCUAGAUGGCAAGAUAAAUUGGAGUACCCAAAGGGACUGUCUGUGACUCUAUGGUUAGUUUACAAAUGAUGGUUGAUUGGUGAAAUCUAAGUAUAGAACUCACAUCCAAUUUGGGGUUUGUGCCCUGCUUCUUACCUGUCUUCCCUGAGGUUGGUGUUCAUGCUCUUGAGGACAGUUUGACAGACAUAGCUGGGCCCACCUAACUUUUUAGUGUAGACCUGGCCUAAUGUUUUAUGUAUUGUAUUUUAUCUGUGUAGAACUUAAUAAACUGUUUGA